Messenger RNA from Prorocentrum cordatum, 1467 nucleotides. The record is from the annotation of a GenBank genome assembly. Lineage: Eukaryota; Dinophyceae; Prorocentrales; Prorocentraceae.
AUGGGGCGACGAGUUCGGACGGGGACGAGCGGCGCCGCCGGCGUGAGCGCCGCGACCGGCGUCGCGAUCGCAGCGGGGUCAGCUGCCGCCGCCGCCGCGAGUGGAGCAGGGGGAGCGGCCGCCGUGACCGGAGCCGCGACAGGCGACCCCCGCGCCCCCACCAGUCGCCAGCGGGGAGUUGGGCAGGCGCCGCACUCGAGCACCCCAUCCAUGGACGCGGCGCUGGGGCGCGAGUGGCCGGAGGCGCACGCCGCGGCCGCGGGCGGCGGCGCGCCUGGCCUAAUCGCUGGGGGCUCGGGCGACCCGCAGGGGGCCGAGGCGAGCGGAGGGCCCCCCCGCCGCCUCCGCCUGCCGGCGCCGCCGGCGGGAGCGUCGCCACCAACGGCGGUGUCCUUCCCGCCACAGCCGCCGCAGUACGCCGCGGCGGCAGGGCGCGCUCCGCAAACCCACGUCGCAGCCCCCGCCGUCAAGGCCGCGGCGCUCGGCGGCCUGAUCCCGACGGUGAUAGGGCCCCUGGCCCCGGGAGGGCCGAUGCCGCUGGCGCCGGGGCUCUUGGCCCCCCACGGGCGCCUGGGCACAGCGCCGCCGCGCAUGCUUUCGCCGCCCAGCCACCCCAAGGCUGGCGCCGCCGCUGACCCGAAGAAGCUGGGCGACGCCGGCACGGCCGGCAAGGGCUCGCCCAGCGCUGCCGCCGACCCGCCUUCGGUCGAGGUUUUCGUCGCCGCCCUCAGGGACAACUUGGACGACAUCGAACUGUCCCUGCUCGACCUCCCGCACGCCCUCGCCACAGCGCAGGCCACGCUCGACGCGUUCGGCUUGGCCGCAGGCCUGGCGCCGCCACCAGGAGAGCCUACCUUGCCGCUUGUCGGCCCUGCUGGGCACGGGGCGCCCGGCGCCGGCGCGGCCCCCCCAGGCGACGCCCCUGCCCAGACUGCUGCGCUGCAGCAGGCGGUUCGCGCAGCAGCCGAGAACGCGAAGCCCCGGGUCCCGGGGGCGCCCCCCCUCGCCCUAGCGGAAUUCAAGGCCCCGCUCGCGUCGGCAGACGAGGUGGACGCGCGGAUCCGUGACUUGUCGGGGCAAGCGGGGCCCGCCAUCCCAGCGCAGACCUUGGUGGAGAGAUCGGGGGGCCGCUGGCAGCGCCCCGGCGCCCAGUCCUGGAGCGCGGAGCGAGGGGGCGACGGCCGCCUGCACGUGCUGCGGGCGCGGGUUCCAGCCCGCCCCUCCCUGAACAAAGUCACGACCGCGUCCGCGCAGUGGACAGCGAGCACAGAGGGCGCAUGCGUGAAGACGGUCAAGGACAACUUGCUGGACUUCGCCUCCGAAUGGGCGCGGGCUUUUGGCGGCAUCAGCCAGGUGGCGCCCGUCUCGGGGGCGGCGGGCAUCGCCCUCCCGCAGCCGGCCCCCAUCGUGGCGUGGCUCCGGCGGGCGGGCGCCGCGGCCGCUCCGGACGCCUCCUCGCGCCGUUGA